Messenger RNA from Nematolebias whitei (Rio pearlfish), 2088 nucleotides. RefSeq names its product aminolevulinate, delta-, synthase 2 (gene alas2). The coding region runs from base 92 to 1867 and encodes 591 amino acids. The transcript is spliced from 10 exons. Gene Ontology annotation, biological process: erythrocyte development; heme biosynthetic process; hemoglobin biosynthetic process. Gene Ontology annotation, molecular function: 5-aminolevulinate synthase activity; pyridoxal phosphate binding. Gene Ontology annotation, cellular component: mitochondrial matrix; mitochondrion. NCBI's taxonomy places the organism in Eukaryota, Metazoa, Chordata, Actinopteri, Cyprinodontiformes, Rivulidae. The record is from RefSeq and is a predicted model, not a curated record.
AAUUAAGAGCUGACACCUCCUGACCUUCUGUCUGUCUGCUGUUCUGAAGUUCGUCCUCAGUGCAGGUCAACAGGAUAAGAACAGCUUCAUCAUGGCUGCCUUCCUCCAUCACUGCCCUUUUCUGAGGUCAGUCCCAAAGCCAGCUUUAAGAAGAACAGGAGCUGCCCUGCUGUCUAUGGCUGACCAAUGUCCCAUCAUCGCUCGUCAGAUCAGCGUGAGCGGCACAGCCUGCCUGGAGGCGCAGCUCACCUCUUCACCCACCAAAACCCAAAGUCCCCACCGUCCCACGGUGGACCAGAAGAGGCUGUUUGCUCAAACUGCCACCCAGGUGGCUGUGUCUUCAUCGAAGGGCUGCCCUUUCGUCACCUCGCAGAUUGGGAUGAUCCAGGCUAGCCCUGAAGUACAGGAGGACGUCCACGAUGGUUUGAUGACAACUCUGUUAAAAGGCUUCAAAGAUUCUGUGUUUCCAACAUCAGAGCAAGCCAGCGGUGCCACCCACCUCCUCAAGGACAACAUGGUUGGCCCCAGUUAUGACUACGAUCGCUUCUUCAUUGAGAAGAUUGCUGAGAAAAAGAAGGAUCACACAUACAGAGUCUUCAAGACGGUGAACAGGAGCGCCACGGCCUUCCCAUUCGCUGAGGAUUACUCCAUUACUGGGAGAGAGGGCUCCCAGGUGUCAGUGUGGUGCAGCAACGACUAUCUGGGAAUGAGCCGCCACCCGAGAGUCCUCAGUGCCAUCAGCGAUGCCCUGGAGAAGCACGGUGCAGGAGCAGGUGGCACCAGGAACAUCUCUGGUACCAGUAACUAUCACGUGUCUCUGGAGAAGGAGCUCGCUCAGCUGCACCAGAAAGACGCAGCUUUAGUGUUCUCCUCCUGCUUUGUGGCAAAUGACUCAACCCUCUUCACUCUGGCUAAAAUGCUUCCUGGCUGUGAGAUCUACUCUGAUGCAGGGAACCAUGCGUCGAUGAUUCAGGGGAUCAGAAAUGGUGGAGCCAAACGCUUCAUUUUCCGCCACAACGACAGUCGACACUUGGAGGAACUGCUGCAACAUUCAGACCCAAAGACACCUAAAAUAGUGGCGUUUGAGACUGUGCACUCAAUGGACGGAGGUAUAUGUCCUUUAGAAGAGCUGUGCGAUGUGGCUCAUCGUUACGGAGCCCUGACGUUUGUUGAUGAAGUUCAUGCUGUGGGUCUGUAUGGAGCCCACGGAGCCGGAGUGGGUGAAAGAGACAACAUCAUGCACAAGAUUGAUAUUGUUUCUGGGACCUUGGGUAAGGCCUUCGGCUGUGUGGGGGGCUACAUUGCCAGCAGCGCCGCCCUGGUGGACACAGUGCGUUCCUACGCAGCCGGCUUCAUCUUCACCACAGCUCUGCCCCCGAUGGUCCUGUCUGGGGCCCUGGAGUCUGUCCGGGUCCUGAAGAGUCCUGAAGGCCAGGUGCUGCGCAGAGCCCACCAGAGGAAUGUCAAACACAUGAGGCAGCUGCUGAUGGACAGAGGCCUGCCUGUGGUCAACUGCCCCAGCCACAUCAUCCCCAUACGGGUUGGGAACGCUGAGCUGAACACCAAGGUGUGUGACAUCCUGCUGGAGAGACACAACAUCUACGUCCAGGCCAUUAACUACCCCACGGUGCCUCGUGGUGAGGAGCUGCUGCGUCUGGCUCCUUCUCCCCAUCACAACCCUGACAUGAUGGACUACUUUGUGGGUAAAUUAGUGGAGGUGUGGCAGGAGGUGGGUCUCCCACUCAACAUCCCGGCCACGGCUUCCUGCACCUUCUGCGACCGCCCGCUGCACUUUGACCUCAUGAGUGAGUGGGAGAAGUCCUACUUCGGGAACAUGGAACCACAAUACAUCACUGUGUUAGCUUAAUAUCAAAGAACAUGUCCGUGUUAGACAAACAGUAAAAACAUGAUCUUGAAUGUAUGAUUCCUACUUCAGGGACAGGAAUAAUGACUUGCUGGCAUUAUAUUUUAAAGACUAUAUUCCAGUAGCUAAUUCUUUUUUUUUUUUCUGUACUUCAUCAUUCUUUUGUGUGUUUGCCUCCAUAAAUAUGAUUAAAGAAAUGCCUCUAGCAUUUUUAAAGCAAAAAA